AUGGGAUGCUGGCUUUUGAGUGAGAGUCUCUCUCUCAUAUUAAUACUCUUGUGGCUGGGUGUGAAUGUAUAUCUGUUCAUCGACACAUUCUGCUGGUACGGAGAGGAAGAGGCAUUUCUGUACACGCGAGUUAUUCUGGGUUCCACACUGGCCUGGGCGAGAGCAUCCGCAGUGUGCCUGAAUUUUAACUGCAUGCUCAUUUUACUACCCAUCAGCCGAAACUUUAUUUCAUUCUUGAGGGGGACGCAUACGUGCUGCCGUGGGCUGUGGGGGAGACAAUUAGACAAACACCUCAAAUUCCACAAACUGGUUGCCUAUGGGAUCGCUGUGAAUGCAACCAUCCACACCGUGGCACAUGCGUUCAACCUGGAGCGGUACCACCUGAGUCAGUCCCCCCGUGCAGAGGGGCUUCCAGCCGCACUGUCCAAACUGGGCAGCACUCCUAAUGAGAGCUUCCUCAACCCCAUCCGGACCUUCAACGCGAGCCCUUCUACUGAGUUGCUAACUACAAUAGCAGGUCUAACCGGCCUGGUGCUCUCUCUGGCUUUAAUCUUGAUCAUCACCUCUUCAACCGAGUUCAUCAGACAAGUCUCCUACGAGUUGUUCUGGUACACACACCAUGCUUUCAUCAUCUUCUUCAUCAGUCUGGCUAUCCACGGGGCUGGCCGGAUUGUUCGAGGCCAAACUCCUGAGAGUCUGUUGCAGCACAAUGCCACCUUCUGUAGAGACCACUAUGCUGAAUGGCAGGUAACGGCCCGGUGCCCGGUGCCUCAGUUUUCUGGCAAGGAGCCCUCGGCUUGGAAAUGGGUCUUGGGACCGGUGGUCUUGUACGUGUGUGAAAGAAUCAUUCGGUACUGGCGAUUUCAACAAGAAGUUGUCAUUACCAAGGUGGUAAGCCAUCCCUCUGGAGUCCUGGAGCUUCACAUGAAAAAGCAGAAUUUCAAAAUGGCGCCAGGGCAGUACAUCUUCUUGCAGUGCCCAUCCAUAUCUGCCCUCGAGUGGCACCCCUUCACGCUCACUUCCGCCCCUGAGGAGGACUUCUUCAGUGUGCACGUGCGGGCAGCAGGAGACUGGACUAAGGCUUUAUUUGAGGUGUAUGGAGCAGAUGCAGAUGGACAGGCCCGAAAGGAGCCCUGGGGCCUGCCAAGGCUGGCGGUGGACGGGCCAUUCGGAGCUGCCCUCACGGAUGUGUUCCACUACCAGGUGAGCGUGUGCGUGGCCGCAGGAAUAGGAGUCACGCCCUUCGCUGCUCUUCUGAAAUCUAUAUGGUACCGGUGUUGUGAGCCACAGACCAAGCUGAAGCUGAGCAAGGUGUAUUUCUACUGGAUCUGCCGGGAUGCGAGAGCCUUUGAGUGGUUCGCUGAUCUCCUACUUUCCCUGGAAACACAAAUGAGUGAGAGAGGGAGAGCUCACUUCCUGAGUUAUCACAUAUUUCUGACUGGCUGGGAUGAAAACCAGGCUAUUCACAUAGCUCUGCACUGGGAUGAAAAGACUGACGUGAUUACGGGCUUAAAGCAAAAAACCUUCUAUGGAAGACCCAACUGGAACAACGAGUUCAGACAGAUAGCGUACAAUCACCCCAGCAGCAGCAUUGGUGUGUUCUUCUGCGGACCCAAGGCGCUCUCAAAGACACUUCAAAGGAUGUGCCGCUUGUAUUCCUCAGUUGAUCCCAGGGGAGUUCAGUUUUAUUACAACCAAGAAAGCUUCUAG
Echinops telfairi (small Madagascar hedgehog) is the source of this 1710-nucleotide messenger RNA. It is a transcript of the gene NOX3, whose product is annotated as NADPH oxidase 3. Bases 1 to 1710 code for a protein of 569 amino acids. NCBI's taxonomy places the organism in Eukaryota, Metazoa, Chordata, Mammalia, Afrosoricida, Tenrecidae. The transcript is spliced from 13 exons. The record is from RefSeq and is a predicted model, not a curated record. Gene Ontology annotation, molecular function: superoxide-generating NAD(P)H oxidase activity. Gene Ontology annotation, cellular component: plasma membrane; NADPH oxidase complex. Gene Ontology annotation, biological process: defense response; superoxide anion generation.